AUGGCAUCUCACCGUCACAUUCUCCUCAUCAACGGCCCCAACCUCAACCUCCUCGGCAGCCGGGAGCCCCAAAUCUACGGCUCGACGACCCUUCACGACAUCGAGCAAGCCGCCCAGACCCAGGCCUCUUCGCUCGGUCUCCGUCUUACAACCUUCCAGUCCAACCACGAAGGCGCCAUCAUCGACCGUAUCCAUCAAGCAGCGGGAUUCUCCCCGUCUCCACCGCCGGGUGCCGCAAUCACAACGGAAGCAGACCCCGGAGUCGGAGAAGAAAAAGUGUCGGCCAUCAUCAUAAACCCCGGCGCUUACACGCACACAAGCGUGGGCAUCCGCGACGCGCUGUUGGGGACGUCAAUCCCGUUUGUGGAGGUGCAUGUGUCGAAUGUGCAUGCGAGAGAGGCGUUCAGACAUCAUAGUUACUUGAGCGAUAAGGCGGUGGCGGUUAUUUGUGGGCUGGGGCCGUUUGGGUAUAGUGCCGCGCUGGAGUUCGUUGGGAGGCAUAUGAAGUUUUGA
Molecule: messenger RNA, 513 nt
Organism: Neurospora tetraspora
Lineage: Eukaryota; Fungi; Ascomycota; Sordariomycetes; Sordariales; Sordariaceae
Product: catabolic dehydroquinase qa-2
Exons: 1
Coding region: 1-513 (170 amino acids)
Biological process (GO): quinate catabolic process
Molecular function (GO): 3-dehydroquinate dehydratase activity
Source: RefSeq, a predicted model, not a curated record